AUGGACUACGAGGCGCUAAAGGAGCAAUGGAGCGACAUCGAGGACCAGGAUGGCGUUAGGCUCAGCUGGAACACCUUCCCCAGCUCGCGCAUGGAAGCUUCGCGGCUCGUUGUGCCAAUCGGAGCUCUCUACACGCCGCUGAAGGAGAAGCCCGACACUCCGCUGCUCCAAUAUGAGCCCGUCUCCUGCAAGGCUCCAUGCCGUGCCGUCCUGAACCCGUUCUGCCAGGUCGACAUGCGCGCCAGGAUAUGGAUAUGCCCCUUCUGUCUUCAGCGCAAUGCCCUUCCUCCUCACUAUAAGGACAUCUCCGACCAGGCCAUCCCGCCCGAGCUCCACCCCCAGAACACUACCAUUGAGUACCGUCUUGCUCGCCCCGCCCCGUCGCCGCCCAUCUUCGUUUUCGUUGUCGAUACCUGCCAGGAGGAGGACAGCCUGAAGGCAUUGAAGGACUCGAUUAUCAUGAGCUUGAGCCUGCUGCCGCCGUGGGCUCUUGUUGGUCUGAUUACCUACGGUACCACCACUCAGGUCCACGAGCUUGGCUACACGGAGUGCGCCAAGUCGUACGUCUUCCGUGGCAGCAAGGACUAUGCCGCAAAGCAGGUCCAGGAGAUGCUUGGCCUAAUGGCCCCGGGUCUCCGGCCGGGAAUGCAGCCCCAGCCUGGUCGCGCUCCCCCGCCAAUGGGCCCUGCCGCUCGUUUCCUGCUCCCGGUCCAGCAGUGCGAGUUCCAGUUGACCAAUGCCCUCGAGCAGCUCCAGAAGGACCCUUGGCCGGUUGCGAAUGACAAGCGUGCGCUGCGCUGCACUGGUGUCGCUCUAAGUGUUGCUACUGGCCUUCUGGAGACUUCCUUCCAGAACUCCGGUGGCAGAAUCAUGCUCUUCACCGGCGGUGCUUGCACUGAGGGCCCUGGCAUGGUCGUCGGCCCUGAGCUGAGGGAGCCCAUCCGUUCCCACCACGACAUUGACCGCGACAACAUCAAGUACUACAAGAAGGCGCUGAAGUUCUACGAUGCACUCGCCAAGAGGACCGCCCACAACGGCCACAUCAUCGAUAUCUUCGCCGGCUGCCUGGAUCAAGUUGGUCUGCUCGAAAUGAAGGGAUUGUCGAACUCCACUGGUGGCCACAUGAUUUUGACCGACAGCUUUACUUCCUCGAUGUUCAAGCAGUCGUUCGCGCGCGUGUUCGACAAGGACGGCGAUGACAACCUUCUUAUGGGUUUCAAUGCCUCGCUCGAGGUGCUCACCACCAAGGAGCUCAAGGUCACCGGUCUGAUUGGUCACGCUGUGUCCUUGAACAAGAAGUCUGCAUCCGUGGGCGAGACUGAGUGCGGCAUUGGCAACACGUGCUCGUGGAAGAUGUGCGGUAUCGACCCGGGCUCGAGUUACGGCAUUUACUUCGAGAUUGCCAGCCAGGGUGGUCCUAGUCAGAUGCAGCAGGGCCCGCAGAAGGGUAUGAUGCAGUUCUUGACUUACUACCAGCACUCGUCUGGUCAGUACCACCUCAGAGUUACCACGGUUGCUCGCAACUUGAGCGGACCUUCUGGCGACCCUGCCAUUGCCCAGUCUUUCGACCAGGAAGCCGCCGCUGUCCUCAUGUCCAGAAUAGCCGUCUUCAAGGCUGAGGUUGAUGACGGACCGGAUGUCCUCCGCUGGGUUGACCGCAUGCUCAUCAGGCUCUGCUCCCGCUUUGCUGAAUACCGCAAGGACGACCCCUCUUCAUUCAGACUUGAGAAGAACUUCACCUUAUACCCCCAGUUCAUGUUCCACCUUCGCCGCAGUCAGUUCUUGCAAGUCUUCAACAACUCUCCUGAUGAAACCGCUUUCUACCGCCACGUCCUGAACCAUGAGGACGUCAGCAACUCUCUCAUUAUGAUUCAGCCUACGCUCGACUCAUACGGUUUCGACCACGAGGGCGGCCAGCCCGUGCUCCUCGAUUCUGCAUCCAUCCAGCCCGAGACAAUCCUGCUUCUCGAUACCUUCUUCCACAUUCUCAUCUUCCACGGAGAGACCAUGGCUGAGUGGAGAAAGGCCGGUUACCAAGAACAAGAGGGCUACGAGAACUUCCGUGCUCUUCUUGAGGCACCCAAGGAGGAUGCCAAGGAGCUUAUUCAAGACCGCUUCCCGCUGCCUCGUUUCAUUGUCUGCGACGCUGGUGGUUCUCAAGCCCGUUUCCUGCUGUCUAAGCUCAACCCUAGCACUACCCACACCACCGGUUCGUACGGUGGCGUUGCGCAGACGGCGCAGACCAUUUUUACGGACGAUGUCUCGUUGCAAACGUUCAUGGAUCACUUGAUGAAGCUGGCUGUCUCUGGUACCGGUUAA
Molecule: messenger RNA, 2319 nt
Organism: Lasiodiplodia theobromae
Lineage: Eukaryota; Fungi; Ascomycota; Dothideomycetes; Botryosphaeriales; Botryosphaeriaceae
Product: Transport protein sec23
Exons: 6
Coding region: 1-2319 (772 amino acids)
Biological process (GO): COPII-coated vesicle budding; endoplasmic reticulum to Golgi vesicle-mediated transport; COPII-coated vesicle cargo loading
Cellular component (GO): endoplasmic reticulum exit site; COPII vesicle coat
Molecular function (GO): zinc ion binding; GTPase activator activity
Source: RefSeq, a predicted model, not a curated record